AUGGAUCCCGAGGGCGAGUCGCAACCCACGCAGCCGACGCAGCAAGCGACCCAGAACGUGCUCGAUCCCCGCCGGCUGGGCAAGCAAAACUCGGGCUUCACAGACGAGGACAUCUCCGACAUAAUAUGCGUCCUGAUCCCCUGCACCGAGAACGCGCGCCGCGAGGUCGCUAGGAUCGCCAACGAGAACUCGCAGCACCUCGUCGGCCGCGACGAGGCCGAGAAUGCCGACCUCGACUACGACCUCGAGGACGAGGCCAGCCGCUUCGGCGGCCUCAUCCCCCACGACGGCGGCGGCCACGCCAUCGCCCUGCGCCUGUCCGCCGCCGUCAAGAACCCGCUGCAGGGCUUCGCCUUUGGCCGCAACCUCAACCGCUGCGACAUCUGCUUCAAGGAGGACCCCUGCCGCCGCCUGAGCAACAUCCACUUCCGCAUCUUCCUCAACGAGUACGGCGUCCUCAUGCUCGAGGACCAGUCCACCAACGGCACCAUCGUCGACGACCACCUGCUCAAGUCGCGCUCCCGCAACCCCGUCGACACCAAGCGCAUGCUGCAGAGCGGCUCCAAGAUCUCCAUCCUCAUGCACCGCGACACCAGCGACCUGGCCUUCCGCGUCCGCGUGCCCCGCCGUGACGGCGACUACGAGGUGGCCUACCGGAGGAACCUCGGCGCCUACCUGCAGCACCUGAAGGAGAUUGCGGAGGACCAAGAGCAGACCAUCAGCGCGGGUCCCGACGGCCAUGUGGACAUUUUCUCGGGACAGGGACGUGGGACUCUCAAAGGAGCUCUGGGCAGCAAGCAGAGGUACAUCGCCUUGCCCAACGAGCCCACCCAGGACGGCUCCGAGCGGCUGGCCAGGGAGUGGAACGGCUCGGACAAGUACCACCGCGUGGGCCAGAUAGGAAAGGGCGCCUUUGCGACGGUGCACAAGGUGACCUCCAAGUACGACGGCAUGCCCUACGCCGCCAAGGAGCUGGACAAGCGCCGCUUCAUGAAGAACGGCGUCCUGGACCAGAAGGUCGAGAACGAGAUGAAGAUCAUGCAGAGGGUGCGGCACCCAAACAUCGUGCAGUACAUCGAACACAUCGACUGGCUUGACAGGUCGCUCAUCAUCAUCAUGGAGCUUGUUCCUGGGGGCGACCUGGGUGGGUGGAUCGGCAGCAGAGGGCGCCUGCCCGAGCCCACUGUCAAAGUUAUGGCCCAACAGCUCAUCAAUGCUCUGGGCUAUUUGCACGAGAACAACAUCACACAUCGAGACGUCAAGCCGGACAAUAUCUUGAUUCAGUCGACCCAGCCAUUCGUAGUCAAGCUGACCGACUUUGGGCUGUCAAAGAUGAUCGACAAGGAGGAGACCUUUCUCCGGACCUUUUGCGGCACGUUGCUCUACUGCGCCCCAGAAGUGUACUCGGAGUAUGCAGAAUAUGACGAGUACGGAAGGAGAAAUCCCCGGAACAGAAGUAGGAGAGCUAUGCCGGGGCAGAGAUACGACCACGCGGUCGAUAUCUGGUCGCUGGGCGGCGUGCUGUUCUACGCUUUGACCGGCUCCCCGCCCUACCCUGUCAGGACGGGCAUCAGCUACUCUGAGCUCCUGCACCAGAUCAUGACCAAGCAGUUGGACAUCUCGCCGCUGGUCCAAGCAAACGUCACCGGGGACGGGAUCUCUUUCCUUGUCGACAUGCUGCAGAGGCGGCCAGAGAAGCGGGCUACCGUGCAAAUGCUCCAGGAGCACCCUUGGCUCGGUGGCCCAGGCUCCAUGAGGCCGCCGCAAAGUCUGAAGGCGUCGUUUGAUGAGGUGUCAGACGACCAGCUGGAGCAGAGCGCGUCGCAGCUAAGCCUAGCAGACAGACAGACGAAGCAAAUACCGAGUGAUGACGAAAUACUAGACGACGACUUCUUUGAGGAGAACAACGAGUCGGAGAAGGAGAACUACACUUUUAUGCCGGGCAACCAGGGACAGAGGCUCUUUGGCGAGGUGAACGUGUCGGCUAUCGGGAGCUCCGGGGUCAUACCGUCAAAUCGUCUUAACCUACCUCUAUCAGGGUCGAGUUAUUCCGGCACGGAUAUUUUGGAUUCUGAGAUCAGGGAUAGCUUUGAAUCUCAAAAGCUGUCGACACCGAAGCAACAGCCGCGGUCACAAAAGUCACAGAACCGGUCAAGUGGCGGUGUGCCUUUGUCGGCGGCCAAGAGCUACUCGGUGGACGCGCUCAACAACAUGACAUUUGAUGUCGAAUCGCAGAGUCUGGGAGGCGCAGAGUCCUUUCUCGACAAUCUCAACAUGAAGAGCACGAUAGGGGGCGAAUUGCUGGGCCGGUCAAUGAGCGAGUUCAAUACGAGCAAGAGGAAACCUGCCUACGAUACCAGCGACGAAUAUGAAGGCGCUCAGAUGCCUGAAAAGCCGACGAUUAAGAGGCUUAAAUCGGAGGUUACACUAGAACUGCCGUCUGACGUGGAAGAUGCCGAGAACCUGCUGUACACGCUGAUCCCGCCCAUCUCGAGAAUCCAGUCUGGCCGCCAGAUGGACUCUCCGGUCCACAAGAGCAUAUACUGGGUGGCGGGUGACAAGAAGUCCUGGCACCUGAGAUACCCCGAGAUGACGCAGCUGCAGCACGAUGCCUUCAAGGAGGCCGCUGCCAGGAGGGGCGAGGAGUUUGCGGAGGGCAAGUCGCCGCUGUGGGAUCUAGCCAUGAAGUUCUUUCCGCCGGUGGAGGCCUCGUUCGACGGGGACAGCCCGCUGGGCCCAAGCGACAAUGGCGCACCACUGACGGUCGACACCAAGCUGGAGAGUAAAGAGCCAGAACCCGUGCCCUCCACGGCUGCGCCAGACGACGACGAUAUUCCCGACACUGCCCCUACCGAGACCAACAUCAUCGUGCCUGUCCUCACACCAGCCAAGCGGGUCGUCGCGUCCAUGCAGUCGUCAAGCAGCUCGGUCGUGCAGAACGUGUCCAUCGCCGUCACCGAGUCGGUCACCUCGUGGGGGCGGGCGCUCGAGAACACGCGCGUCUACCAGGCCAGGCAGGAGGUCCGGGUGCCCAAGUACGCCUUCAAGCUGCUCCUCUGGAAGGAGGCCUACGACCCUUCGCGCGAGUUCCGGCCCUGGAACCUUGUGUCUGGCGGCGAUGACGAGGCCUCGUCGUACCACUUCUACAUCUCGACCAAGGCGACCAACGGCAUCCGCGUCAACGACACGCUGCUCGAGUCGCACGAGCCUAAGCGGCCCGACGCGCCGUCGAGGCACUGGAUCCGGCUGCACGACGGCGACGCCGUGACGGUGUGGAACUCUGGCGACGCCAGCCGGCCGAUGCAGCCGGGGCAGCAGCGCACGACGCUGGUCUUCCGCUGCGGCUGGGGCGGGUCCGCGCGGCCGAGAUCGCACGCCCCGUCGUCGCAGCCCGGCACGGCGGCGGCGGCCCUCGUGCCCGACGCCAUCGCGCGGCGGCUCGACGAGGCGUGCGCGCGCGCCGAGAAGCGGGUCCACGUGCUGGCCGAGUCGGAGCUCAAGAUGGCCGAGGCCGACGCCGACGUCGCGGCGCGCAGCCGGCACAUUGAGCGCGAGAGGCAGCGGUCGCGCGCGUUUGAGGCGCGGCGGCUCGAGGCGUGCCGGCUGCUACGGGCGGGCACGGGGAGCAGCUCGUCGCGGCGGACGAGCCCUGCGCCGCCGGCGGCGCUGCCGGACACGGCGGGGCCGAGUAGCCACGUCGCUGGCGUCGUCGUGUCGCCUCCACCACCCCUUCAGGUCCUUCAGGGGCAGGGGCAGGGGCAGGGCCAAGGAGGGUAUCUCUCGGGCAAGACGGUGGUUAUGGGGCAGCCGCCGGGUCUGAUGCGGCAUGGGAGUCCGCUCAAGGAUGCGCUCGUCGCUAUGGCGGAGGCGGAGGAGGAGAUGAAGAGGAGAUGA
This is a messenger RNA of Thyridium curvatum, 3894 nucleotides long. RefSeq lists its product as uncharacterized. Gene Ontology annotation, biological process: peptidyl-serine phosphorylation; autophagy. Gene Ontology annotation, cellular component: cytoplasm. The coding region runs from base 1 to 3894 and encodes 1297 amino acids. The transcript has 2 exons. Lineage: Eukaryota; Fungi; Ascomycota; Sordariomycetes; Thyridiales; Thyridiaceae. The record is from RefSeq and is a predicted model, not a curated record. Gene Ontology annotation, molecular function: protein serine/threonine kinase activity; ATP binding; protein binding.